AUGUUUAUCCUUUCACUUUGUAUAUUACUCAUACAGAUCCAUGCUGCUGAUAGGAUUCUACCUGGCCAAGUCCUAGAAGUAGAUACAACCAAUGCAUCUAAAGUUCAAAUAUGCAUGGGACAGGACAACAGGUACUAUAUCAGUGCUUAUGACACUGUACAGAAUGCAUGGUCGUCACCACAGUGCAUAGGAUAUGAUGCAGUGGGUAGCACCUUUCCUGCAUAUGAGACAUACUAUCCCCAAGUGCCUGUGCAGCCUCGCGAACCAUAUUACACCACUCCUGAGAUCUAUGAAAUGCCCCGGCAAUCCAAUACCCCAGUCCUGACUGAGACCAGCCUGUUGCCAGCAAAAGAAAGUGGCAAUAAAGAACCAGAAAAUAAACCGAAAGAUUGUGAAAAGAAGGAUAAUGAAGCAAAGAAUGCUAAAAAGAACAGCUCCACGUCUUCUGCCAAAAGGAAGACACGUAACAGCGCACCCAAUACGAAUAUUCUCUUUUAUUUACUGGUCAUGGCUCUUAGCUGCAUUAUUCAAUAA
This is a messenger RNA of Vittaforma corneae ATCC 50505, 534 nucleotides long. RefSeq lists its product as uncharacterized. The record is from RefSeq and is a predicted model, not a curated record. Lineage: Eukaryota; Fungi; Microsporidia; Nosematidae. Bases 1 to 534 code for a protein of 177 amino acids. The transcript has a single exon.